Molecule: messenger RNA, 411 nt
Organism: Lodderomyces margitis
Lineage: Eukaryota; Fungi; Ascomycota; Pichiomycetes; Serinales; Debaryomycetaceae
Product: 60S ribosomal protein eL31
Exons: 2
Coding region: 1-411 (136 amino acids)
Biological process (GO): cytoplasmic translation
Cellular component (GO): cytosolic large ribosomal subunit; ribosome
Molecular function (GO): structural constituent of ribosome
Source: RefSeq, a predicted model, not a curated record
AUGGCUUUACAAGACGUCGUCACCAGGGAAUACACCAUUAACUUGCACAAGAGAGUAUGUUUUAAAGCAAUAGACUUGGAUUCAGCCAAGGAUGGCUCGAAAGAAAAUGGAAAAGUAGCGCAGAGCUUGCACGGUGUCAAUUUCAAAAAGAGAGCUCCAAAAGCUGUCAAAGAAAUCAGAAAAUUCGCUACUUUGCAUAUGGGAACCACUGAUGUCAGAUUAGACCCAAAGUUGAACGUCGCUUUGUGGAAAAGAGGUGUCCAAGGUGUUGAACACAGAGUAAGAUUGAGAAUUUCAAGAAAGAGAAACGAUGAAGAAAACUCCAAAGAAAAAUUAUUUGCUUAUGUUGAACCAGUAAUUGUUCCUUCUACCAAGGGUUUGCAAACUGUUGUUGUUGAAGAUGAAGAGUAA